Molecule: messenger RNA, 4115 nt
Organism: Teleopsis dalmanni
Lineage: Eukaryota; Metazoa; Arthropoda; Insecta; Diptera; Diopsidae
Gene: Asap
Product: arfGAP with SH3 domain, ANK repeat and PH domain-containing protein
Exons: 16
Coding region: 216-3632 (1138 amino acids)
Biological process (GO): positive regulation of GTPase activity
Cellular component (GO): cytoplasm
Molecular function (GO): protein binding; GTPase activator activity
Source: RefSeq, a predicted model, not a curated record
UAUUACAGAAAAUAAAAUUAGUGCUUUAGAUACAACCUUGAGUCCUUUCUGCGUUUUGCUUUUGCGCGUGUUUUAUUUUUUAUUUAAUUACCCACCAAAUUUUUGUGCUGUAGUAUCGAAUUGUCACUGAAGCUCUUGUUUUUUGUUUCCAUUUCUCUUGAUAACACCCCUGUGGCGGCGCACUGAUUACAGUGCUCAAGGUAGAAUUGAUCAAAAUGCCGCCAGCACUCAUUGGUAUAUCGGAGUUUGUGGAAGAGACUCGAGAUGAUUAUAAUUCGCCUACAACGUCAAAAUUUGCAACCAGAAUGCCGGAUUGUCGUCAAACAAUUUCAGUACUGGAAGAGCGUCUGGAAUUCGAUCGAGAAGGGCUAGCAAAACUUAAAAAAGCUGUUAAGGCAAUACACAAUUCCGGCAAUACUCAUGUUGACAAUGAAAUGUUCUUGGUGCGCGCUUUGGAACGACUAGGUGGAAAAGUUAUAGAAGAUGAACCUGAUAUUGGAGCCGCAUUUUUGAAAUUCUCUGUAGUUACUAAAGAAUUAAGUGCAUUAAUGAAAACAUUGAUGCAAAAUAUCAACAAUAUUGUCAUGUUUCCGGUUGAUUCAAUGCUGAAAAGUGAAUUGCGUGGCGUCAAGGGUGAAAUGAAAAGGCCUUUUGAUAAGGCAGCCAAGGAUUAUGAAGCCAAAUUUAUUAAAAUUGAAAAAGAGAAAAAAGCGCAGGCGAAGGAGGCAGGUAUGGUUCGAACGGAAAUUGAUGCUGCGGUUGUUGCAGAUGAGAUGGAAAAGGAACGACGUCUGUAUCAAUUGCAGGCUUGCGAGUAUUUAUUGAAAUAUAAAGAAAUCAAAACGAAGACCGGCAUUGAAUUGUUACAACAUUUUAUAGAGUAUUACCAUGCGCUUAAUAAUUAUUUCAAGGAUGGCCUUCAAACCAUUGAACACUUUGGUACCUACAUCACUGACUUAAGCGAAAGAUUACAAACGAUUAAGCAAAAACAGGACGAAGAUCGCCGUAGUUUACUUGAUUUGCGAACAUUAUUACGUAGCACUCCAGAUUUUGAGCGUGUGGAAAAUGUGCCAACAGAAAAAGGUGGGAGUACCGGUUAUUCUUUACAUCAAUUGCAAGGCGAUAAGCAUCACGGAGUUACACGUUCAGGUCAUCUAUUGAAGAAGAGCGAGGGCAAAGUACGUCGCGUUUGGCAGAAGCGUCGAUGUCGUGUGACAAGUGAUGGAUUUCUAGAUAUUUGUCAUGCAGAUGAAACAAAACCACCAACACGUGUCAAUUUAUUGACAUGCCAAAUCAAACCAGUGCCCGAUGAUAAACGGGGCUUUGAUUUAAUAAGCUAUAAUCGUCCAUAUCACUUUCAAGCCGAAGAUGAAGUAGAUCAAAAAGCUUGGAUGGCUGUUUUAGUAAAUUGUAAAGAAAAAGCUCUAGCUAAAGCAUUCCAACAUGCCAAUCCCCAAAUGAGUCCUAGUUUAGUAGAGCUUCAAAAGACUGUUAUAAGAUACGUCCAAAUGUUACCAGGCAACGAUCAGUGUUGUGAUUGUGGCUCAAGAAACGAUGUCACUUGGAUAAGUUUGAAUUUUGGUGUACUUGUUUGUAUUCAAUGUUCUGGAGUACAUAGAGACUUAGGCGUGCAUCACUCUCGCAUACAAAGUUUAACAUUAGAUAAUUUAACAACUGCAAAUUUAUUAAUUGCUAGAGCAAUGGGCAAUCAUACUCUCAAUGAAAUAAUGGAAGCCACCUUAGGCAAAGGCAAACUCCAUCCUGAAAGCACUAUGGAACAACGUUACGAUUUUAUACGUGCCAAGUAUGUUGCUAAACGAUAUGUGAUGCGUACCUGCGCUGAUGAUAAUGAUUUACGUUGCGAUCUAGAACAAGCAAUUGUAAAUGCUGAUAUGAGCCAAUUGUUACAAGUAUGGGCAGAAGGGGCUGAUCUCACUUGUUGUUUGCCAUCUUCAGAUGCCGGCGAGACGGCUUUGCAUUUAGCUGUACUACGGGAAAUGGGCUCCACAUUACAUAUUGUAGAUUUCCUUAUACAAAAUAUGCCACCAAAGGGUUUAAAUAAAGCAACAAAUCCACCUGGCCUCUUAGAUGUUACUGGAAAAAAUACUGCUUUGCAUUUGUGUGCUUUACAUGAUCGUCGCGAAUGUAUGAAGUUAUUAUUGCGUUCUGGAGCAGAUUUCGAAUUAAGAAACUCGCAAAAUAAAACAGCGCUGGAUAUUGCCAAAGAGAUGGGACAUAAUGGCUGCAAAGAACUGAUUGAAUGUGCCAUUAAACGUGAAAAAAGCGCUUUCGAUCAUAUUAAUACUGAUUGGAACUUACCGAAUGAAGAUGGUUCAACCGAUUUUUCAGAUGAUGAUACAGUUAUUGAUGAAAGAAAAUCACGUUCACGUCCACCAAGUUUUGCAGGUGGUGAUUCGCCAGUAUUACGUUCACGUUCCUCAACUUGUGAUUCUAUACAAAGCGGUUCUAGUCCAAUUGCCAAUUGCCCUACACGACAAUUUACUUUACCAACCGGAGUACCCAAUUAUAAUCAAUCUGCUGGUACCUCACCUAAGCAACAUAUUUCGAUGGCACAAUACUUAAGUGGUAGUGGCAGUGCUGGUGGUGGUUCAAGUCCAAGUUCCGCUUCUAGCCAAAGUAUGCGUGGCGCACGCACUGCUGUUGCAAAUGAGUUGGCACAUGUUACGGGUGCAAGGAAAUCUACAUCUACAGCAAAUAUGAAUUCACUAAAGAAACGUACUGCACCAGCACCACCACCGGGUUCAACCUCUAGUUCAUUUUAUGGUACACUACCGCAUCCACCAAGACAUUCCCAAAAUUUUGAUUCGAACGAUAUACGUACGAUAAAUCACAAAAAUCAAUCAAUCGACGUUGUGUAUGGUACAUUACCGCAUUUACGUUCAGUCGAUAGCAGUCCACGUAUUAGUGGCGGUGGAUCACAUGGUUAUUAUGAACGAUUUGAUAAAUCAUUAUCACAAGAUCCGGCUGGUGGCAUUAAUAACAUACCUACCAUGACUACAUUCGGCCAUAAACGUUCACCUAGUGGUGAAUCCCUGAAUCGAAAUUUCCAUUUAGCUGGUGCCAAAUUGGUUUUACCUCCUGCUGGUGAGAUUCCUACACUUAAACACGUAGACAAAUCAGGAUUGACAAGACCAAAAAUACCUCCACCUGGUCCACCACCAGAACGUGAUAUAGCAAACGGACAAUCAAAUGAAAGUAUUUGUUCUUUGGAUGAAGGUCCUAUAGCACCACCUCGAAAGCUAAUAAAUCAAUCAGCAAAUUUUUCGGAAUUUGAAACAUGGAAUACAGAUAUGGAUUCUUCAGGAGGUGGCUUAGAUCAUUCAGCCGAAUCAAAUAUUUCAUCUAGCGAUAAUGAUCGGAUUAAUUCAUCACCUGAUAAUCAACUAAAAAGCAUGUCUGGAAAAUACAAUUUUAAUGGGCAUAGGCGUUGUCGCGCUCUCUAUGAUUGUGCCGCAGACAAUGACGAUGAAUUAGAAUUUAAAGAAGGUGAAAUUUUAAUCGUACUCAACGAACGUACAGACGAUGAGAAUUGGAUGGAAGGUAUUAUCGAAGGUGAUCCUACACGUCGUGGCAUGUUUCCUGUUAGUUUCGUACAUAUGUUGCCGGACUAAAUUAAAAUUGAUAAAUAAUAAUUUUAUAGAAUUAAUAACAAAUGUAAUUGUUUUCCUAACCUACUCAAUCACAUAUACUAUUAUAAUAUAUUGAUGUUAGUGUAUUUUAAAGUGUGUGUGUUGUAAAACCGCUUACAUAAAUGUAAGUUACCUUGAAGUUUGUCCUUAAAGUUGUUAUAAUUGUAAGAAACAGAACAAGUAACACAUAUAAAACUAUUUUCUAUGUCUUGAAACUAUUUUCAAUAUAUAAACCUCGUCAACUGUAUUUUGUAAGUUAAAGUUACUUUUGUAAGAACUUGCUAUAUUUUUUUUCUGCUUAACUGUGCUUGUAAAUAUUGAAAAUAUUUAUUUAUUUAUUUUUCUUCUAUUUUAAUUGUAUCUGAGACGCUUCUUAUGCUUAAAUUGAUUAAAACUAUAGUUUUUUAAACUGAAACUGCAAAUUUUUGGGCAUAUCAUUGUUUUUAUCCGUAAUGUAAAAAAAAA